This is a messenger RNA of Cucurbita maxima (winter squash), 1828 nucleotides long. RefSeq names its product probable serine protease EDA2. The record is from RefSeq and is a predicted model, not a curated record. Gene Ontology annotation, molecular function: serine-type exopeptidase activity; dipeptidyl-peptidase activity. Bases 66 to 1535 code for a protein of 489 amino acids. The transcript has 12 exons. Gene Ontology annotation, cellular component: vacuole. Lineage: Eukaryota; Viridiplantae; Streptophyta; Magnoliopsida; Cucurbitales; Cucurbitaceae. Gene Ontology annotation, biological process: proteolysis.
UUUUUUUUUGAAGAUAAGCAACGAUUUGUUUGGUGCAGUUCGGAUUGGCUUCGACACCAUCAAGAAUGGGGAAGAUCCUAACAAUAGUUCGAUUGUGGUUGGUGGCGACGGCGGUGGCGUUGUCCUUGUCGGCGCUCACUACCGGCCACGUAACGCCUCGCACUGUUCUUAAUCGAUUGUCUUCAAGCAGCUCGUUCUUGACCCGGACGGAGCAUUGGUUUAACCAGACACUCGAUCACUUCUCUCCUUAUAACCAUGAUAAGUUUCAGCAGCGCUAUUACGAGUUCCAUGACUACUUUCGGAUUCCAGAUGGACCAAUAUUCUUAAAAAUCUGUGGUGAAGGUCCAUGCAACGGGAUUAGCAAUGAUUAUCUAGGAGUUUUGGCAAAGAAGUUUGGAGCAGCCAUUGUUUCUCUUGAGCAUCGCUACUAUGGGAAGAGUUCCCCUUUCAAGUCAUUGACGACAAAUAACUUGAGAUAUCUUUCGUCCAAGCAAGCUUUGUUUGAUUUGGCUGUCUUCCGCCAGUACUACCAGGAUUCACUGAAUCUGAAGCUGAACAAAAAGGUUGAAAACCCGUGGUUCUUUUUUGGUGUCUCAUAUCCUGGAGCUCUUAGUGCGUGGUUUCGACUUAAGUUCCCUCAUUUAACAUGCGGAAGUCUCGCAAGUUCUGCUGUUGUUCUUGCUGUCUAUAACUUUACUGAAUUUGACCAACAGAUUGGUGAAUCUGCCGGUCCAGAGUGCAAGGCUGCUUUGCAAGAAACCAAUCGACUUGUUGAACAAAGAUUUGCAACAAACAAAAAAGAAGUGAAGGCAUUGUUUGGUGCGGGAGAGCUGGAAAUAGAUGGAGAUUUCUUUUAUUUCCUGGCAGAUGCCGCUGUCAUCGCGUUUCAAUAUGGAAAUCCAGAUACAGUGUGCUCUCCUCUUGUUCAAGCAAAGAAUGCAGGAAAUGACUUAGUGGAUGCCUAUGCCAAAUAUGUUAAAGAUUAUUACAUUGGAAGUUUUGGCACUAAUGUUCAGACUUACAAUCAGAAACACUUAAAAAACACCAGUCCGGGUGAAGAUAGCGCUGACCGGUUGUGGUGGUUUCAAGUUUGUUCUGAAGUUGCAUAUUUCCAGGUUGCUCCAGCAAAUGAUAGCAUGCGAUCCUCCAAAGUUGAUACAAAAUAUCAUCUGGAUCUCUGUAAGAACGUUUUUGGAGAGGGCGUCUAUCCGGAUGUAGACAGCACAAAUAUUUAUUAUGGAGGCACAAAAAUUGCAGGUUCAAAAAUAGUUUUUACAAAUGGUUCGCAAGAUCCUUGGCGCCAUGCAUCCAAGCAAAUUUCAUCUCCAGACAUGCCAUCAUUCCUCAUAACAUGUCACAAUUGUGGCCAUGGAACUGAUUUGCGAGGAUGCCCUCAAUCUCAUCUAAAUAUUGAAGGUGAUGCUCGCAACUGUAGCUCUCCCGACGCAGUUCACAAAGUUAGGCAGCAGUUGGUAGAAAAGAUGGAUCUUUGGCUGUCGGAGUGUCAAGCCACCACUGGUAGGAAUUAUAUCUGAAGCUCAACGAUCAAGUCCUCCUGCUUUGAAAAUGGUUUUUAAGCGAAGAUUUUUAAGCACUUAAAAGUCAUUUCGAACGCGCCUUAAAUCAUACUUUGCCUAAUCGCUGUCUGUGCAUAUUAUACUCAAAACAGAUGUUUAGUUGCUCCAUUGAGGACAUCAUAUCAAUCCUACUCUCCUCUCUUCUGAUGCAAGCAAGGAGCACGAAUUAUGUGGGCAUGUAUUUAAAUUUGCACAAUAGUAUAAAUAAUGAAUAGAUUUUUAGACCUUCAUAAACUUGACCCUCAUAUUUA